Molecule: messenger RNA, 1647 nt
Organism: Rhea pennata
Lineage: Eukaryota; Metazoa; Chordata; Aves; Rheiformes; Rheidae
Gene: GFRAL
Product: GDNF family receptor alpha like
Exons: 10
Coding region: 1-1647 (548 amino acids)
Biological process (GO): nervous system development
Cellular component (GO): external side of plasma membrane; signaling receptor complex
Molecular function (GO): signaling receptor activity
Source: RefSeq, a predicted model, not a curated record
AUGGCCGCGCUCCUCGGGCUCGUGUUGCUCAUUUAUUUCGCAAGUAUAUCUACUGCCCAGACUACUGACUGUGGGCGUUUGAAGGAACAAUGUAUAAAUGAUGCAAAUGGAUGUGAGAGUGUCUGGAGUGUCGUGGAAGAUGUCUGCAAUAUUUCAGUUCUAGCUGAUAGCUGCAAGCCUGAAGACGUCGUUGGCUGUAAUAGAAUCAUCCAGGUCCUGGCUGAUGAAUAUCCAGUAUUUAAAAACUGUGUCUGCACUUCAGAUGGUUUCUGUAGCAUCACAACACUGCUUGAGAAACAGUGCAGCAUUAAUAAAGAAUAUUUGGAUACUUCCUCAAGAUCAGAUACUGAACUGAGUUUCAGGCAACACAGAACUCCCAAACACCAAAGACACCCAGAUGAGUUAGAGAAUGACUGCAAUACUGCAAAGCAAAGCUGCCAAGAGGACCCUUACUGUUUUUUAGCAUAUAAGAACUUCCAGCGAGUUUGCCAGGCAGAAAUGGCAAAAUGCAGGGUCCAGAUGGCCACGCAGCAGUGUUUGUCAGCAUGGAAAGAGCUGAGGAAAACAGCACUGGGAAAGUGCAAGUGCUCAGAGCCACUUCAAAAGAGAUGUGUUAAAAUAUGGAAGGAAAUAUUUAACAACCCCUGCUUACAAUACUCUCAAGAGAAUCGAGCUUCAGCAUCUAGUGAAGAUGAUGAUGAUGAUGAUGAAGAAAAUCAGGACUCCGACACAGAUAAUGUUGGUAUGGAAGCAAAAUUACAAUGGAAUUUGUCUGCUCUCUCCAAGCAAGAAUACACAGCAAACAGAACCUGUUUGGAUGUGAACAAAGAGUGCAUUGAAGAUGAAGUAUGUAACAAGCAGUUGUCCCUAUACCUAAAAGUUUGCUCAGUAAAUAAAAAAUGCAACAUGAAAGAAUGUCAAGGAGCCAUAAGGUUCUUCUAUCAAAACAUGCCUACUGAAGUUGCUCAAACCAUGACCUUUUGUGAUUGUAUCCAUCCUGAUGAAUCUUGCCACACAGCUAAAGAACUUCUUCAUGGCAAGCCCUGUGCGGUGACUGCAGUUCCUACCCCAUCGUGUCUAAAUGUGAUUCAUGUAUGUGAAGAGGAUGACUUGUGCAGGAAAAAGUACAAAACUUUUUGGUCAAAGUGCUGGAGACAUGUGACAAAAAAUUGCUAUGAUGACGAAGCUUGUCUUGAAACUUUAAUCAAGGAUGACAUACCCUGUUCUGCAAAUACCGACUGCAAGGCGGCUUACAUCAGCACUUGGGGCACAAUGUUGCGUGUGGAGUGUACGUGCCAUAACCUGCCUCCCCCCAGAGAGUCUUUGUGCAAGCUCUUCCACCGCAUACUUCAUAGCAAAUCCUGCUACAGUGAGUUACGUCAAAUCUCAAUCAAGAAAAAAGAUUUCCAUUCGGUAAAUACAGAAACACCAGGAGAAAAGUUUUCCAGAGCACAGCUGCAUUCUUCUUCAAUUAACGGUGAAACAGUCUACAUUAUUGCCUAUUCCUCCUGCAUAGUUCUCAUCCUAGGAAUAGUCCUGUUGACUCUUCUAAAGAUCAGAGCCUGCAGAACAAAAUAUGAGUCAAGAAGUCCCUCACCAGACCAUUCUUCUGAAACGUUUAUGGUCCAUUAUAAAAGUCACAGAUGA